CAGAAUUACCGAUUCAUUUUGUCUGUGGAAAGCGAAGCAGAAAGAUGGAGGGUCAUGGGCCUGAGAUAUUAUUAACUCUUAUGAAGACCCAAAACGGCAUCGAAAGAUAAAUCAGGCUUGCUGUGUUAUUAAUAAAUAUUACUUGAGGUCGUAUUUAAUCGAAUCGUGACGAUGGAUAACACAGAACAAGAUGAAAAGCUGAGAAAUAAGUUGGCAUUGAGUCGCCUGAGCUCGCAACUCAGGAACAUGGCGCAGAUAUCCGCUACUAGCCCGAGCAUUUCGAGCUCAUCUGAAGAAAGUGAUGAUCUAAGUGAAGAUGAAGGAGAACAUUCAGGGAUUGAUUGCUUGAUAUCUGGGAAAAAGCAAGACUUAGCAUCAACCUGCCGACUGCUUUUGUCAGAUGAUGAAGAGAUAAACAGAGAUUUAUCAAACCUAACCCUUGUUGCACCUGAAACACAGGCACGACUAGAAGCAUUAUUGGAAGUUGCAGGUGUUGCUGCAGAUGGGAAAGCGUUCACCGACCCAGAGGUUCUAAGGAGGCUAACAUCAUCUGUAAGCAGUGCUCUGGAUGAAGCUGCUGCUGCCCUUACAAGAAUGCGAUCACAGGCUGGAGUUCCAGCUCCUAAUCACAUCCAUGAUCAAGGUACAAGAAGUUUAGUUGAAGCAUGUAUCGAAGGAGACAUUGCCGCCGUUCGCAAGUUACUUGAUGAAGGAAGAAGUGUCCAUGAACCAACCGAUGAAGGAGAAAGUUUACUGUCGCUAGCUUGCUCUGCAGGCUAUUUUGAGUUGGUUCAAGUUCUUUUGGCAAUGAACGCAAAUGUUGAGGACCGAGGGAGUAAAGGAGAUUGCACGCCCCUAAUGGAGGCUGCUAGUGGUGGAUUUGGUGAUAUUGUGCGGUUGCUGUUGCAAAAUCACGCUAACAUCAAUGCACAGUCUUCUUCAGGAAACACAGCUCUACACUAUGCAUCUUGUGGUGGAUACGAGGAUGUCGUCAGUGUACUUUUGGAUAACUCAGCUGAUCUCGAACACCAAAACGAGAAUGGCCAUACACCGCUCAUGGAGGCUGCCAGUGGCGGCCAUAUCGGAGUCGCAAAAUUGUUGCUGGACAAAGGGGCUGGUAUAAACACCCACUCGAGCGAUUUCAAGGAAAGCGCCUUAACGCUAGCCGCGUAUAAAGGUCAUGUGGACAUGGUUCGAUUUCUGCUUGAGCGGGGAGCUGAUCAGGAGCACAAGACUGACGAAAUGCACACAGCUUUAAUGGAAGCAUCGAUGGACGGUCAUGUGGAAGUUGCAAAGUUACUCUUGGAGCAUGGUGCACAGGUAAACAUGCCAGCUGACAGCUUCGAAUCACCGUUGACUCUUGCUGCUUGCGGUAGUCAUGUCGACCUAGCGCAUUUGUUGAUUCAACAUGGAGCAAAUCUCGAAGAAGUCAAUGAUGAAGGGUACACCCCACUGAUGGAAGCUGCAAGAGAGGGAUACUUGCCAAUGGUUGCUCUGCUUCUCGAGCAUGCUUGCAACAUUAAUGCACAAACAGAAGAGACUCAAGAAACUGCCUUGACACUUGCUUGUUGUGGAGGCUUCAAGGAAGUUGUGUCAUUUCUACUCGAAGCAGGUGCCGAUAUUGAGCUUGGUGCCUCUACUCCUUUGAUGGAAGCAGCGACAGAAGGACAUGUUGAUCUGGUCAAAUUUCUCUUAGAAAAAGGUGCGAAAGUUGAUGCUGCCACUGCCACUGGAGACACUGCUUUGACCUAUGCCUGCGAGAACGGGCACACCGGUGUUGCUGAAGUCCUGUUGGACUAUGGAGCUGAACUGGAACACGAAUCCGAAGGUGGGAGGACCCCACUGAUGAAAGCAGCUAGAGCUGGCUACAAAGAAACUGUCGAGUUUUUGAUCAGAAAAGGCGCUAACGUGAAUGGAGUUACGUCAGCUAAGGACCACAGCGUCCUUUCAUUAGCAUGUGCUGGCGGCCACACUGAGGUUGUUCAGUUGCUGCUUGCCUAUGGAGCUGACCCUUGCCAAAAAUUGAAGGACAAUUCCAGCAUGCUAAUUGAAGCUGCAAAGGGCGGCCACACUGGUGUUGCUUUGCUCCUUAUGGAAACGCCUUUGCGAUUAAAUCUGAUAGAUAGCCCAUUACAAUCCGGCUUCAAUACCCCUGUUGGCUCUCCUAACGAAAGCACUUUAUCCAUGCAUCAAUUACCAUCAUGUCAACAUCAAAAGCAUCAGCAGCGAUUACAGUAUCAAGAGUGUGGCCACGACUGCAAGCAUCUACCCCCGGUCAAAGACUGCUUCCCUCAUACGUGCAACCUAGGUGCUAAUUGCGCCAUGAUGAGUCCUCCACCCUCAGUUGUACAGCCAAGCUCGAUUAAUAACCACCCUUUUGCUGGUAUCCCAACGUCCUUUGCGGGCCAACAAUUCGUCGGCAUGGAUGCCUCUGUGGGCAGUGUCUCUUCUGGCUCUGAAUUCAUUGUGCCUAACAUUCCUGUUUCCUUGCCUUCAUCACCCUUACCGCUUACCAAUUUAACACCGGCUGAUCUGCAAUCCUUAGCGCAAGCACUCUCCUUUUCUGCAUCAGUCAGCUCUUUAAACAAUGCUGAUGCGGUCGUUUCCACCUCGGCAACUGUAGCUGAAAACCUCGGCAUAGCAGCGACUGUCAACUUCCCAGUGAUCGACCCUAGUGUGGCCAGCAUGCUGUCAUCGUCUGAAAUCCCUAUCGGUUUAACGCAACAUCUAUCAUCUGCAAUGCCGAAUAACGCUGGUGCAACUACGUCUGGCCGCCCUGUGACCUCAACGGGUGUCCAAACUGAGGAUGCUAUUUCGAUGAUCCACAGGUUGACCGACAGUGUUCAGCAUCUAAGUGCCUUGCAAAACUUCGCAGCGUCGCACAAUUUAGAACUUGUGAACCUUGGAGAAAUCGCAAUUCCUUCCUCACCAUUUCAGACAAAUGUUGGUCAAGAAGACGGUGUGUUAGUAGCGGAGCCAGCAAGGCCAUUACAUGACACGCUGGCAACAAUGACAAGAGAAGACCCAGUUGGCGAAUGCAGUCCACCACCUCAAGUGCAGGCGCUGUCUCACUCGCCCGUUUCACCCCCGUUACCUCCACCUGUUUUCUUGAACCAGCAGACAGAAAGUAACCAUGAUACAGCGCUUACAAUUGCAUGUGCAGGGGGUCAUGACGAUUUAGUCCAGCUUUUGAUCGCUAAAGGCAGUGACAUUGAACACCGAGACAAGAAAGGCUGUACUCCGCUGAUAUUAGCCGCCACUGCAGGUCAUGCAAGCACGUGUCGAAUCCUACUUGACAGUGGAAGUGACAUUGAAGCCCAAUCUGAUCGAACAAAGGAUACUGCUUUGUCGUUAGCCUGCUCAAGCGGCCGCCAGGAAGUUGUUGACCUUCUCCUCGAACGGGAAGCCAUUUACGAGCACCGAAACGUUUCUGACUACACCCCACUCAGCCUUGCUGCGUCCGGAGGUUAUGUUGGCAUCAUCAAAGUUUUGUUGCAAAAAGGUGCCGAAAUCAACUCAAGAACCGGAAGUAAACUUGGGAUUUCUCCACUGAUGCUUGCUGCGAUGAACGGUCACGUGGCAGCCGUCAAGCUUCUUCUCGAUAUGGGCAGUGAUGUCAAUGCACAGAUCGAAACGAAUCGCAACACCGCGCUGACAUUGGCGUGUUUUCAAGGAAGACAUGAAGUAGUGGCACUUUUACUCGAUCGCAAUGCCAACGUAGAGCAUCGGGCAAAGACUGGUUUAACGCCGCUAAUGGAAGCUGCAUCGGGUGGCUAUGUCGAGGUUGGCUCUGUGUUGAUCGGGCGUGGAGCAGACAUAAAUGCACCGCCUGUGCCAUCGUCACGUGACACCGCGCUAACCAUCGCAGCUGACAAGGGGCAUUACAAGUUUGUUGAACUUCUGUUGGUGAAUAGAGCAUUUGUUGAUGUGAAAAGUAAGAAGGGUUGUUCACCUCCGUGGCUAGCUGCAAAUGGUGGCCAUUUGGAGGUGUUGCAGCUACUCGCCAAGAAAGGUGCAGAUUUGGACAGUCAGGACAACCGUGGCAUUUCCUGCUUAAUGGCAGCGUUUCGGAAGGGUCAUGUCAAGGUCGUUAAAUGGCUUGUUAAACACGCAAAGCAGUUCCCAGCCGAUUCGGAUUGUAAGAGAUUUAUGCAGACUGUUUCUGACAAGGACUUGUUGAAGAAAUUACAAGAAUGUAUGGACAUUAUUAUAAGCGCUAAGGACAGGCAAGCUGCGGAGGCGAAUAAGUACGCCUCGAUAUUGUUGGAAGAAAUCGACCAUGAAAAGGAACGAGAGGAGAGGCGGAAAGUAGCAUUGGCGAAAAAGAGAGACAAGAAGAAAAUGAAGAAGAGAAAGAAAGCAGGGUUGGAAGAUCAGGGCAAUGAUCAUGUGAACAUUGAUGAAAACCACGAUUUGAUUAAUGAUGAAUUCAGAGAAGAUAUAGCGAAAGAGGAAAAGGAGACAAUCGAGCAAAAUGAGGAAAAACCAGCAAGAGAAGAAGUUAAGUCUAAAGACAGUCCUAAGAAAGAGAAGUUGGGACGAUCAAGAGUCAAGGAAUCGCAAAACGAGAACCAAAAACUUACAUCGCAAGAUUAUUUGAAUUCCGUUGUUAUUACCUCGGCUAUAUCUGCUGUUACCAGCACUAGGCCUCUUGAAACCCUGAUUGCGUCAACAGUGGCUGAAAUCACCAAGGCUGUCGCAACAUCUAUCAUGUCCAGUUUCAAAGCUACCAGGCCGGCAGAUUCUCGCUCCAUUAGUUCAGAGGUGGCUGCUACGAUGGCGACCGCUGCGGCCCAGUGUGCUAUUGUCUCCUUCUCCACCACUGGGGGGAGCUUUAGCUCUGGAAAUACAAGUCCUAAAAAGAAUAAACGGAUAGAGGAUGGAUGGAAGGAAGUUACAAGAAGGUCGAAGAAGAUUCAAAUUCCAGCGUCAUUGAUUAGCCGAGUGAUUGGCAGAGGGGGUUGCAAUGUGAACUCUAUUCGAGAGUCUACUGGAGCGCAUAUUGACAUCGACACAAACAGAAAAAAGCCAAAUGGUGAUUGCAUGGUCACAAUCAAGGGUUCUCAAUUGGCAACCAAGCAAGCUUACAACUAUAUAGACGCACUCAUCAAAAACCCAGAAAGAGACGUCAGUGAGAUACUUCCAGCCAGGACGAGAAAAUUUGAAACAUCUUCGAUUAAUCACAUCCAAAAGCUAUCUCCUCCAGCUUGCACCUUGAACUCGACCCCAACAAAAAACACAGCCUCAGUUACACCACUGAAGUCAUCUCCCCUGUCCACGAGCUACCAGCAGUCAACAAAAGCGUCUACCGGUCCUGUUGUUACUUCCACAAUUACAGUGAAAUCGAUCAACAGAAGCGCAACCCAGAGUAUGCAUAAACUGCCGCCAAGAAUGGCAAUGGCGAUCAUGACAACGGCGAGUACCACAAAAACAGAAUCACCCGGAUGGGCGGCCGUUUCCGCCAUACCGUCGUCCCCACCUCAAAAUAUACCCUGCAAGAGAAACCUCAAUCUCCAAUCAACUGCCUCAGAAUUCAAACCACCAACACCCGGUAAAACAACAAGCAUCGCUAAGCCAUCGAAUGUUACGUCAUCGAAAACUCUUCCUAGACCAAUCGGCAGUAACCGUCCUCCUAAAACUAUCGUUACCAAGGAAACAACCCAAACAACCCAAAGCACGAAAACAACCCCGAGUCCAAGCACCCAGCGAGUCACACAUGCAAGCAGUAACCACUCUUUGUCGUCGCAACCGAGCUCUUCGUUAAACAGCUUUUUCUCCCAAGUCGCCACACAGGUACGAAGCCCAAUGAUUUGGAACGAGCCGGAUUUGAAUAAUGAUUUAGAUGACGUCAUCACAACUACUGGGAUGUCACAAGGCUCUUUGCCAGUUGCAAUCAAGUCCCAGCCCGUGAAAAGUACCCAGUCGACAAUUAUUUCGCAGAGUCUCGCUUCAACAACAGCCAUCGCACAAGCAACCUCGCCGACGCCUUCCUUGUCACCAUCCCCCUCAGACUCUGCAUCCCCUUCGCCAGGUUCUACGAAUGAAGACAGACCGCAUCUCAAUCCUAUUGGCACAGAGCGAGCUCAUAAGCGUGGUGCACCAAGUACUAUUCCGAGUCUACACAGAGUCUCUGCCUUUCAGCAAGACGCUGACACUAACAACGUUUGGGGUUUUGGCUUCAAAAGUCCAGUUCCCUCGUCCGGUGGAUGGUCGGUACCUGUUUCUCAGCAUAACUCUGAUUGGUCAAAAUCGAACAGCGUAACUGGGGGAAGCAACCAAUCAUCGCCAACAAAUGAAGCUGAAGAUGACGUCAUUGAUAUUGGACAAAAUGACAAUCUACAGUCAGUCUUAGAAAGACUAGCUCUUUCGGAUUUUCUGUCGAACUUUCAGAAAAAUGAAAUCGAUUUGGAAGCGUUGAUGAUAAUGAGUGAGCAGGAUUACGCCGACAUCGGAUUGCCUUUGGACGCACGUAAGAAGCUGAUGAAAAGUACACAGAAGUUUAUCAACCGAAAUAUGAAUGAGGCAAACAAGACGAAAGCAGGUUUAAACCCAGUCGUUGCACCAAUGAGCAACGCGUUUGUGUCGUCAAAUAACGUUGAAAUCGUACAUUCACAUCCCCCACAUCUCUGGCACGCACCACCCCUGAUGACAAAUGGCAUGGUACCGAACAGACAUACGAAAGGCAUGGUUCACAUUGGCCCAGCGCACAACGUUGAAUUCCCGAUGCAUCCGCCCCAAAUGAUGCAAGCUCCACCAUGGCGCCCUUGGAGUAGGACAGACCAAUAACUAUAAGGUCAAGAAGAAUGAAAGUUAAUCGCUUUGUUUGCUUUGUUGGAAUGAACUUUGAUCGAUUGAAAAUGUUUCUCGUUUUUUUCGAAAAUUUAUGAUAAGUUAAAAAAUUAA
Messenger RNA from Rhopilema esculentum, 6903 nucleotides. RefSeq names its product ankyrin repeat domain-containing protein 17. Lineage: Eukaryota; Metazoa; Cnidaria; Scyphozoa; Rhizostomeae; Rhizostomatidae. Gene Ontology annotation, molecular function: protein binding; RNA binding. The record is from RefSeq and is a predicted model, not a curated record. Gene Ontology annotation, biological process: innate immune response. Gene Ontology annotation, cellular component: cytoplasm.